Molecule: messenger RNA, 2478 nt
Organism: Lodderomyces pseudojiufengensis
Lineage: Eukaryota; Fungi; Ascomycota; Pichiomycetes; Serinales; Debaryomycetaceae
Gene: SPB1
Product: 27S pre-rRNA (guanosine2922-2'-O)-methyltransferase
Exons: 1
Coding region: 1-2478 (825 amino acids)
Biological process (GO): rRNA methylation; maturation of 5.8S rRNA from tricistronic rRNA transcript (SSU-rRNA, 5.8S rRNA, LSU-rRNA); maturation of LSU-rRNA from tricistronic rRNA transcript (SSU-rRNA, 5.8S rRNA, LSU-rRNA)
Cellular component (GO): nucleolus; nucleus; preribosome, large subunit precursor
Molecular function (GO): rRNA (guanine) methyltransferase activity; rRNA (uridine-2'-O-ribose)-methyltransferase activity
Source: RefSeq, a predicted model, not a curated record
AUGGGUAAGACUCAGAAAAAAAACUCGAAAGGGCGUUUAGAUAGGUAUUAUUAUCUUGCAAAAGAAAAAGGAUAUAGAGCCCGUUCAUCAUUUAAAAUCAUUCAAAUAAAUGAAAAAUUUGGUCAUUUUUUAGAAAAAUCAAAAGUAGUAAUAGAUCUUUGUGCAGCUCCAGGUUCUUGGUGUCAAGUUGCUUCUCAGUUAUGUCCUAUAAACUCAUUAAUUAUAGGAGUUGAUAUUGUACCAAUAAAACCUUUACCUAAUUGUAUAACUUUUCAAAGUGAUAUCACCACUGAGGAUUGUAGGAGUAAGCUUAGGGGUCACAUGAAAACAUGGAAAGCAGAUACUGUAUUACACGAUGGUGCACCGAACGUUGGUUUGGGAUGGGUACAAGAUGCUUUCACUCAAUCACAAUUAACUUUGCAAGCUUUAAAAUUAGCUGUUGAAAACUUAGUGGUGGGUGGAACUUUCGUUACAAAAAUAUUUAGAUCUAGAGAUUAUAACAAUUUAAUGUGGGUUUUUCAACAGUUAUUUGAUAAAGUUGAAGCCACUAAACCUCCAAGUUCUAGAAAUGUAUCAGCAGAAAUUUUUGUUGUUUGUAAAGGAUUCAAAGCUCCAAAAAAAUUAGAUCCAAGGCUAUUGGAUCCGAAAGAAGUAUUUGAAGAAUUAAACGAUGUCAAAGGUAAUGUAAAUAAUGAAGAAAAAGUGUUCAAUCCAGAAAGGAAAAGAAGACAAAGACAAGGUUAUGAGGAAGGUGACUACACGUUAUUUCACACCAUGCCAAUAAUGCAAUUUAUAAAAGAAGAAGACCCAAUAAAUCAACUUGGCCAAUUAAAUAAAUUUGACAUAGACGAAACAGAUCAUGAAUGGAAAAUAAUUAAAAAGUUGAAAACAUAUAAUGAAGAACUUCUGGAAUGUUUGAAAGAUUUGAAAGUUUUAGGUAAAAAGGAAUUCAAACAAAUUUUAAGAUUUAGGAAACAAGCAAGAGAUCUAUUAGGUAUUGAUAAAGAAGAAGAAAAACCGGAAAUUGAAGUUGAGGAACUAACAGAAGAACAAAAAAUCGAUAAAGAAUUGAAUUCAAUGUUGGAUAAACAAAAACAAAAACAGAAAAGACUUAAAAAGACAGCUAAUGAACUAAAGCAAAAGGAAAUUAUUAGAAAUCAAAUGCAAAUGGUUACCGAUAUGAAUAUUGGUAUAGAUGCAGCACAAAUUGGUGCUGAUUCUUUAUUUAAUUUAAAAACGGCGGAAAAAUCAGGAAAAUUGAAUAAAUUGGCUGCUGGUAAAAAAGCAUUGGUUUUCAAUGAUGAAGAUAUUGCAAAGGAUACGGAAAUUCAUAUUGACGAAGAUGUUGUAAGUGGAAGCGAUGACGAUGAACUAGAUGGAUUAGAAGCACAAUUAGAUGACAUGUAUGAACAAUAUCAGAAUAGACGAGCUGAGAAAGAUGCAAAAUAUAAAGCAAAAUUAAACAGAGGUGAUGAUCAAGAAGCAUGGGACGGAAUAGAAGAUGUAGAAAAUUCAAAUAGUGAUGGUGAUGAUGACAUGGUUGAUGGAGAUGAUGAGAGUUCUUCAGAUGAAGAUGACGAUGAGCAUAUCAAAUUGAUCGCUCAAGGUAAUCAAAAUGGGACCUUGACCAAAUCAGCUAGAUCUUUCUUUAAUUCGGAUUCUAUUUUCAAAGAACUUGGUGAUGAAGAAUUAAUCGAAGAGUCUAAACCUAAAGAAUUAAGACUUCAACAACAACAACAGCAACAACAAAAACAAUACUUACAACAACCAACAUCAAAAUCUGAAGAGGUCGAAAUGGAGUCAGACGAAUCUGAUUUCGAGAUUGUUAAAAACGACAACUCUCGAGAUUAUGAUGAGGAUGAAGAUUUGGAGAGCGAAGAUGAAAGCUCCCGCGUAAAAUCAAAUCAAGACAAUGUUGAUCUUACAACUGUUGAAGCUAUGACGCUAGCACAUCAAGUUGCAUUAGGUCAAAUGUCUAAAAAGGAUUUAAUUGAAGAAGGAAUAAAUAGAUACUCGUUUCGAGAUAAAGAAAAUUUGCCAGAAUGGUUUUUAGAUGAUGAAAAAAGACACAGUAAAUUAAUUAAACCAAUAACUAAAGAGGCAAGUUUAGCUAUAAAAGAGAAAAUGAAGCAAUUAAAUGCUAGACCAAUCAAAAAAGUCUUAGAAGCAAAAGGUCGUAAAAAGAUGAGAGCUUUAAAGAGAUUAGAAAAAUUAAAGAAGAAAUCAGAUAUAAUAAAUGAAGAUUCAUCUAAAUCUGAAUAUGAUAAAGCAUCUGAAAUUUCCAAAUUGAUGGCAAAGGCUAAGAAUUCAGGUAAGGACAAACAAAGGAAGAAAAUGACAGUUGUGGUUGCUAGAGGUUCUAAUAGAGGAUUAAGUGGAAGACCAAAAGGUAUAAAAGGUAAAUAUAAAAUGGUGGAUGGUGUUAUGAAGAAUGAACAAAGAGCAUUGAGAAGAAUUGCCAAAAAGCAUAAAAAAUGA